Leptidea sinapis is the source of this 5420-nucleotide messenger RNA. RefSeq lists its product as uncharacterized. The coding region runs from base 156 to 2084 and encodes 642 amino acids. NCBI's taxonomy places the organism in Eukaryota, Metazoa, Arthropoda, Insecta, Lepidoptera, Pieridae. Gene Ontology annotation, cellular component: nucleus. Gene Ontology annotation, biological process: regulation of transcription by RNA polymerase II. Gene Ontology annotation, molecular function: RNA polymerase II transcription regulatory region sequence-specific DNA binding; DNA-binding transcription factor activity, RNA polymerase II-specific. The record is from RefSeq and is a predicted model, not a curated record. The transcript is spliced from 15 exons.
UUUUUUUUUUUAAAUAAAAUUUGAAAUGCAUAAUGUAAAUAAAAUAAUACUCGAGUAUGUUUUUAAUACGUUUGUGAGAUUGAGAUUGUAUUUUGUAAUAAAAAUCUACUUUAAAAUGUAGUGUUAAUAAAAUUUGUGGACACUGGGGGGUUAAAAUGGCAAACAAUGUAUAUGAGACCUUCGAAUACAUAGAACAAAAUACAAGUCAAAAUGUAGCAAAUCAAAUAAUUGUAGUGCAGGCUGAUGGAACAUUUUUAUCUUUAAAUAAGACAGAACCAGUAUUCGAUGUCAAUCCACAGCAGUACUAUGUAGAUGUCGGUAACUCAUCUCAACUUAUGUCUGUAUCAGAUCAGCUUGUAAUGCCGGAUGAAGAGAAUUAUCUACUUAAUGAAGCUAACAGUGUAACAAAUGUGCAGCUGGCAGACUGUGGGGUCCAGGAACCACAAAUCCUCAGUAAUAUAGAUGUUCCGACCGCGACGCCCGUCAAUGUGGAUAAUAACUGUACACAGCUUACUAUAACCUCCGCACAGUAUCAGCAAUUAGAACAAAGAGGAUGGGUGCUUUUUGAAAAUAAUCACAAAAUAUAUUUACUCGAUAAUAAUAUGAGGCUUCGAGAUGUUACAGACAAUCAGGAAAUAAUACAGAAACUCAGAGCAGUACCUGCUAAUGAAACUCCUAAUGGUUACACACAAUCCACAAUCAGUGACUUUAUGCAAACUGGGGAUGAGACAGUACAGUACAACUGCAGCAUUCAAAGAGAUCUUGUUUCCGAAGAGAUCGCUGAACACAUCAAUCCACAAAAUUUAGAAAUGCAGCCAUAUGCAGCCGUUGCACGUUCUACAGAAGAUGAAACUGAUGAGAUUAUUGAGGAGAAGGUUCCAGAUCUUAUGCCCGCUGAAAGUGAUUUUCUGGAGACAACGAUCAACGAACUGUCCGAGAAAUAUGAGAAGAGCGACCCAAGAAUUAAUAGUAGUACUAUUAAAAUUAAAACCAAAUUUGCUUUGAAAGAUAUUCCACCAGAGAUUGUACUAGGUAUGACAAUGAAUGGAAAGAAAUUAGUGGCAAGAAUCGCGAAGCCAGAAAAGCCAGUUGUGGAAAAGAAGAAAAAACCUAAAUCAGAUAAAAAACUAAGAAAUAUUAAUCACAAAGAGUAUCCACAGGUGACUGCAUUCAACCCGAAGAUAGAGAGUUUAAUUCAGCAAGCAAUAAAGGGACAGAUGAUAACGUUUUCUGAAGAAGAUGCUGUAAAAGAGACCGACAGUGUGAUACAACAAUUGUUGAGAGUACCAGCCUUCAAACCGGCAGUACUUGAACGAAAUCUCAUUAUAACCAAGGUCGUAAUCGAAGACAAUGAUGAUGGAGUAAAAGAAUGUGAACCAGUGAUAUUACCAGGACGGGUUGUGAAGGGAAAGGAAGAUACCUGGGUCUUUCAGUAUAUAUCGGAUAUGUUGCAGAAGAUUAAUAAGGAUGAGAUAAAUAAGAAACACAAGGGAGGAAGCAACGACAUAAACUUUUUACAAAUACACGUGCAGGAAGUUACAGUUGAUAAUGAGGUGGCGAGGGCGUCCAUCAGCCUCCACAAGAGAAUUAUUCUUCUGAAGCCAAAGAAUAUUGCACAAAAAGUAAAAGUUAAAGAAGAGACCCAAUCAGCGCCUAAAAUGCAGCGGAAGUAUGCGUGUGGCGCAUGCGUACAAUCGUUCGACACUGAAUACAGACUACGAGUACAUCAACAGGUACAUUGUAAGGAACGAAACGACGUGCGGCCCCUGAGCGCCGAACAAGACGUCUCUUAUAAAAUGAUUAAAGUCGGCACGAGGAGACAGUACGUGUGCACCAUGUGUGAUAUACGAACGGUAAAACUGAACGCGAUACAGCGGCAUGUCAAAUGUCACCUGGGCGCAGAGGCGGUAGUGACCCCCUCCACCGGCAGCAGCCUGGUGGAGGGGGGCGGGCGGCCUCACCGGUGCCGGAUGUGCUCCGUCACGUACCUGCAUGCAGCCACCCUGUCCAAACAUAUUCUAACGAAACACAUUAAAGUGAUGAAACAAGAUGGCGGCUCCCUACAGCAGGACCCGCCGUUUUAAAUCUUGAAUCUCUUACAGAAUAUUUCUGUUACACUUUCAAGGACUGUUUUAACUGUUGUUCUGUAAAGAACCACAGUUAAACCAGUGCAAUAUUUAAAGGCACACAUUCAAAAUAAACUGCAUUUUUUGACGGUCGGCCCUUUUAAAUAUAAACCAAAGUUUAAACUUCCGGGAUGUAAACUUGAAAUUGUUAAUCAGAGCGUAAAUACGUACAAAUGUGUACUCUCCUUCUUAAGUCCCGAAAUAUCAUAUAUUUUUUUUGUUUUUUAUUGAUAUUCUAUUAUCUAUAACACUUAAACCUAUUGUUCUAGUUAUUGUAUUAUGGCGUUUGCGGUAACGAGUGUGUUCGAUGGCGGUGGUGGUGUGAGCCAAUGCUCAGCACCACAGUGGUACAACCACCCACCAGUACCAGAACCUAGAAAUAUGAGUGUGGUGAUACUGCUCUCUGCCUACCUCUCGGGAUAUACCUGAGUGUAUAUCCACUUAUAUAUAAUAAAAAUGGUGUUUGUUUGAGGCUCAAUCACGCCUAAACCAGCGAUCGUAUCGACAUGAAACUACCACCAUUCGAUGAUGGUUUGUGGCUACUUAUUUUUCGAAUUCCAACAUUCCUUCAUUAAUUUAUUUCCUUUCUAAAUUAGCCCAGCGAAACGGGCGGGUACGGCUAGUGUGUAUAUAUAAUUAGGAAAUAAGAUCAAAAAGGGUUUUUAAGCUUCUAAGAAUACAUUCCAAACAACACAAAGACUAAUAUUCGAAUAGAAAUCGGGCAGAGUAACGUCCUAACUAGUCAACGGUUGCAGCGAUAAUAUGUCGCCUUUUAUAGACGUCUUCAACCUGUCCGCCUGUCACUGUCAACGAGUUUCGGUGAGAUGUUCACAGUCCGACAACAAACGAAGUAAUGGUCACCACACACGUGAUGUCUUCUCAUGCGCGCCCGAAGGGCGCGUGGGGGAUGAUUUUCGGGGCUUAUUUGCCCCCUGAAUCAGGUUUCUAGCGCUGGGCAUAAAUAUGCCCAGGUCAUCGGGUGGGGGUGCGGGUGCACCCCUUUGUGGUCAUCUUCUUCUUGAGAUGGUGGGGGAGCGGAUGCUCCCCUUUGAGGUCAUCUUCUUCUCUGAGUUGGAUGGGGAGCGGAUGCUCCCUGUUCCUUUUUUGAGCCGCCUGUCACGAGCGUGUACCAUGCUGGUGCUGCGUACGUGAGGUGGGAUCGGAUGUAGAUCUUGUAGACCCCACCUUGUUCUUCAGAGGGAGGCUGGAGGAGCGCUGCGGCGACGGUGGCCUUCGUCACAGUGUCUUCGACGUGCUGCGUCAUGUUGAGGCGACGAUCGAUCGUGACUCUGAGGUAUUUAACCGUCGAAGUCCACGGGAUGUCCUCUCCGCAGAACUUCAGCUUCUGUAGGCUAAUGGACUGCCUGUAUAGGCAGAUAGCUUGUGAUUUGCCGAGAGUCGCCAGCUUUUCAGCCAGGCUGGUAGUUCGUCCAGCUGGCACUGCAUCUUCAACGCGGCGUGUUUCGAUGUGAGUGAAGUGGUGAUGUACGCCGCGUCGUCUGCAAACAGCGCCAGAGUGAUGGAAGCUCCGAGUGGGAUGUCGUUUGUACACAGGGCGUACAACAGGGGAGAAGGGCUACUGCCCUGUGGUACGCCCGCGCAGAUCUUGUGCGGUGGUAUUAUAUGAUGGUCGAUCCGCACUCGGAACCGGCGAUCUUGUUGUGCGCGCCACUGUGCCGGCCUUCUUGUUGCGUGCCUCCUGUUUGAAAACGGGGUACGAGGAGUUGUUGGCCGGAUGGAGGCCUCCGCAAUUUGCACAUGUCGGAGGCUCUGAGAGUGGGGCGCGGGCACUCCUUGGGAGUGUGCUCCUCGAUCUCUUCUGGUUCAGUCAUCACCGGCAGUCCCCUGACCGCUACUUUAAGAGUGCGGUCUGCCGGCAACGAGUAGCGAAAGAUUUUCUCUACCUUUUCCUGGUCCGUCAGGUACCUUUGGAUGAGGCGGUACUCGCCCUCAUCGCUAGGGGUGAACCUGACCUCUUUGCCAAAGGGUCGGGCGCUGGGCGGGCGGCCCAGUUUCUCUGUCAGGACCCGGAAGUGGUGUGUCCAGUUUGGCAAGUCUUCGCAAACUAGUGGUGGGAGCUUACUCCGGGCGGCAGGCUUUGUUGGAGUCGCGGUCGCGGUCACCGUCGUCGUCGCGGUCGCGGUCACGGUCGCAGGGGUUUGCACCAUACGGGGCGCGCGGCCGCGGGUGUGGGGGGGCCUAUGGGAGCUGCCGCUGUUUGCGCGUGAGUCACAGGCGGGAAGGACGGCCCUACCUGAGGCUCAUGUCGCUGUAGGCGCGGGUCCCUUUUGGUGUAUGACGGUGGCGAGGGUACGUCACACCGUCUCUUAUUGGCUAGUUCGUCCUCGCUAUUGGAGUCGGGACGACGGCGGCGCGAAGCGGAAGCGACUUCGAAUGGUCACCAACUGUUCUGCUACCGCUUAUAUAGCAGUCUGUCGGCUGCAAGUGAAGAGAGGUGACAUCACGUCUUGAUGAUUUUCUUGUGUUCCUAAGAAUAUAUAGUUUUAUGUUAAUAUUUUAAACAGUUCAAGACGUUCUCAAUCUUUGUUAUUAUAUUUAUAUUUAGCUGUAUAAAUUUUCGCUGAAAAAAUACUACAGAUAGAUUAAGGUAAAAAUGUUUGAUGUUUAUUACAUAUUUGUACAGUAUAUUAGACGUGUACUACUCAUCUAUACUUGGUUAUAUUAGAUUGUUUUAAAAUAGGCUCCUUUUUGAAGUGAAACUUCUUUAGAAUCGUUGUGAUUUAAAACUGGAUUAAACGAAAAAGCGAGCCGAUAUGAAAUUGAAAUUAUAUUAUUUGCAGAUAGAUAUUUUUGUAUUUGAUAGAGACACAAAUAGGUAUUUGUAUAGGAUUCAGCCGGCAAAAGAAUGGGAUAGAAUGCAUUACACGUUCUCGGUCUAUAAAAAUGAUUUAAAGCGACAGUAAAAAGAGACAGACACAUUCAUAAGAUUUAACGUGGGAGAAAAUGAGACAGGUAGCAUUAUACGGUGUUUUGAUACCAAGCGAUCAUCGUUGAAGAAGAGAUUGUCUUAUGUAUGACGCGAGUAUACCUUAAUAUAUUAUGAUGUUAUGCCCUCGACGUUUUACUAUAUAGACACCAGGAGAACAAAUAUGGUAGCAGUGAUAGUAAUGCCUUUCAUAGCGGUUGAAAACCAUAUUAAGACCAAAGUAUUUAUUGCAUAGUUUAGUUACCAUAAGCAUCUUGUAUCAUAUUUUAUCGAAAAUGUAAGCUCUGAGUGUGAAUAAAUCUAUGUAAUAUAUACGAAUAAAAUAUAAAAUAAUUUCGAACUUUGUA